UAAUAAUGUGGCUAGGCAAACAAAACCGAAAUAGAGAUAUGCCGGGGAAUAGUAUUUAAUGAGCGAGUUACGACUGCAAGCGUGAACGUAAGUGACAGGAUUUUUCCAUAGUUAUAAAUCCCUCACUCAACUUUCUUGUGUUUGAAACAUUUAUCGAGCUUGGAUAAAAUUAUAGCAUACGCGGAUAGUCAUGAAUUGUAAACGUAGAAAUGGCUUGAUCCUGUUGCAUGUAUUCCUGACGUUUUCAGUCCUAGGUAUACAUGCAGCAAGCAGUAUGGGGGAAGUGACGACUCAAUCAACUGAAGAAUGUGGAUUGGAACCGAACUUUUUAUGCCACGCACACAUUUACCUGUACUACAACGAUUCGCUUCUAUGGAAUGACACAUCUUGGAUUUGCAACUAUGGAUAUGCGAAUAUGUCAGUUCGUCCCAUUCCCGACUGCUGCCUUGACACCUACGGUCCAACAAGUGCCGGGUUCAAUAUCACCGACGGAAUGACUGAAGAGGUCACCUGCUCGAUACCGCAGAUAAACCUACCCAGACACAACACUGAUUCUAUGACAUUCACAUCGCCUUAUGGCACACACGUUUUUCCUCGCGUUCCUCAUUAUGACGUAAGCAACAACUCCAACUCGACCAACGCAAGCAUCAAUGACGUCACAUAUUUCAUCUAUGAUAAUUUCGUGAUUGGUCCGGGAGCUGACAAUUCGUUUUUCAACGCGAAUGAGGACCACAUGAAGGCAACCCUGCCGCACGUUGUUCAACUCUUAUACGCCUAUUUUUCGAUGGAGACGACCCAAACCUUAUUUGUGACGGCAUGGGAUUUGAAAGUAGUGGAUAAAGUCAACAUCUCAGACUAUUCUAAUGGUUGUCUUCUCAAUUCUUCUGACACCGUUGCAGAAAAUCUAUGGAGCACCGAAACAGGUUACAGAGGAAACCGAUCCCAAUCAGGUUGUAUGACAUAUACAGGGCUUCCACCGAGCAACAUCCUCAACGAUAGCGCCAUUUUGCUAUCAUUCGGUUACAAUAUCACCUCGACGUUUGGCUCAGAAGAUCAACCUAUUAUGUCAGUAGGCGAUCACAUAAUAAUAUGUCUACCCGAUGAUGACAACACUUUAUCGCAGUUCGGACUUCCAGUCAACUUAUCAUGCAAUGCUUCUUCAUUUGAAUCUGAUAAUUGGACAGUAACGUUUAAGGCAAGCGGAGCGGGAGAGGUCCAGAUAAACAACGUACAGCUACUCAUUCUCAACGAUGGAAAAGAACCAAUCCUUCCUUUCACCACAGUUUCUCCAAAUUACAAUGCAGAUUCAAAUAAGGUUGUGAUAUCGGUGACGGUGGUACUCUCAAUCACGUUUAUUAUCGCUUUGAUAAUGGGAGCCCUGUGGUUCAAAAAGAGGUACCUCGAUAUUAAUCGACAGCCGCGGAGCCCGAAUUCAAGCGAACCAACCUCGACCUAUACCGAGGGAUCUCACGACUCUGUCGAGUUCGGGUACCUCAACUCCACUAUGCACGAAGGCAAUUGGGACGACCAGAACUCUGAUUUAAUGAUACUGGGCGAAUAAAUAAAGUGUCGGUUUGGAGCCAAAAAGGCACUAACUCAUAAACUUUAACACAAAGUUAAUGCCCU
Molecule: messenger RNA, 1626 nt
Organism: Strongylocentrotus purpuratus (purple sea urchin)
Lineage: Eukaryota; Metazoa; Echinodermata; Echinoidea; Camarodonta; Strongylocentrotidae
Exons: 8
Coding region: 191-1561 (456 amino acids)
Source: RefSeq, a predicted model, not a curated record